Hippocampus zosterae (dwarf seahorse) is the source of this 2086-nucleotide messenger RNA. RefSeq names its product sphingosine-1-phosphate receptor 4 (gene s1pr4). The record is from RefSeq and is a predicted model, not a curated record. Lineage: Eukaryota; Metazoa; Chordata; Actinopteri; Syngnathiformes; Syngnathidae. The transcript has 2 exons. Gene Ontology annotation, biological process: G protein-coupled receptor signaling pathway. Bases 253 to 1473 code for a protein of 406 amino acids. Gene Ontology annotation, molecular function: sphingosine-1-phosphate receptor activity. Gene Ontology annotation, cellular component: membrane.
GCAUAUCGCACAUGUGUGAGGGGUGUGAACUCUCUCGGGGUUACUUCCCCAUCAAACGUGAGCUGCAGAAAUCAGUAGUCAAGUGACAAGUGCAUCUUCUCUUGCACUCUGCGUCACCAGCAAAAACAGCCGCAGUGUGUGUUGUCCAGUGGUUUGAGUGGGACGAUUACAGGAGUUUCACAUUCAUUCCUGUGCAACUCACCCCAACCUGGUUGUUGUCGUCGUCGUCAUCCUCCCAGCUCAGAAAUAGCCAUGGAUCUUUUCUCCUCUCUCACGUCCUCGUCCCCCUGCCCUCACUUGUAUCACUUAUCCGCUUUCCCCAGCAAUGCCUCUUUCGUGAACCGCUCCGAGCUCAGCCACGUGAUCCUGAGGCAUUAUAACUACACGGGGCGUCUGAAGAACAGGACAGUUUCAAACUCGCAGAACAUUAGCGCCACCAUGGUCGUCUUCAUCUGUAUCAGCAUUCUCAUCAUUCUGGAAAAUUCUCUAGUAUUGGUGGCUGUCAUAUCUCACAUCUGCCGCAGUUGGCGUUGGGUGUACGUGUGCAUCGCCAACAUCACCCUCAGUGACCUCCUGACCGGUGCGGCCUACCUGGUCAACAUCUGCAUGUCCGGUAGUCGGACUUUCCAGUUAACGCCUGCGCUUUGGCUUUUCCGCGAGGGCAUGCUGUUUGUCGCCCUGGCCGCAUCGAUUUUCAGUUUGUUGUUGAUUGCCGUGGAGCGUUACAUGACUAUUAUGAGGCCGGUGCCUCAGAAGUCAGUCAGGAGCACCUAUUAUCGGAUUUACGGCCUGGUAGCCCUCUGCUGGGUUUUGGCGCUGGUGAUCGGCUUCCUUCCCUUGUUGGGCUGGAACUGUAUGUGCAGCCUGGACGGAUGCUCCACCCUUCUCCCGCUCUACUCAAAGACCUACAUCUUGUUUGCCCUUAUCAUUUUCAUCAUUAUCCUCCUGGCUAUCGGGGUGCUUUACGGCGCCAUCUACAGCCACGUGCACAAGAGCGCACAACAGCGAUGCCGAAAGCGCUCCCUGGCUCUGCUUAAAACAGUCAUCACCAUCGUUGGGGUAUUCCUGCUCUGCUGGGGGCCGCUGUUCCUGCUGCUGAUGGUUGAUUUCUUCUGCGAAUCUCGACAGUGCGCGCCGCUCUUCAGUGCCGAUUUCUUCAUCUCCCUGGCUGUCCUAAACUCAAGCCUCAACCCUAUCAUUUACGCCCUGGGCAGCGGCGAGAUGAGGAGAGCCAUGGCAAAGCUCCUGUGCCGCUGCUGCUUGACGGCAGGCCUGUGUCGCGCCGAGGCGUUGGCCUCCAAGGAAACCAGCAGCACCUCGGAGAGCAGGCAGGACGGCUUGAGGAACAAUUUUAACAAGGUCAGGAACCUGAGUGUUGCCUCCCCUCCGCCAACACCAAAAAAAGCCAACAAGGCAUCAAAGAAGCGCAGGUCGAGCUCCGCCACCAACUGCCUUUCCGUUUCGAGUGGUUAGACCACAAUGGGGACCCCUCCCAUGCAAAGAGGACCUGAGAGAGGUGCUACACACACGUAGUAUAACUGUUUCCUCAGACCUGUGGUUUGCCAUCUGGUAAACAAAACUUCCAGCAAGUAGCGUUUUAGAAAUGUAUAGUUGCUGAAAUGUAUCUUAUAAGAGGAGGACCAAUAUAUUUUUGUACCUUAUGUAUGUAAGAAAAUGUGUGUGUUGUAUGUGCAUGUUUUUUUUUGCCCUUGAAUAUAUAAUAGUUGAAUGUUAAUAGAUAUUCCACGAUGUUCAGUGUGCUACCUCUUCUAGUGCCCGAAUUCUGAAGGGGAAUGUGUCAUUGAAAACUUGACAGGCUCCGCAAGACUCCAAAUGAUUCAUGAGCGCAAGAUCUCAUUAACAUCAAGUCGACAAAGUCAAGUUUUAAAUAAUACCUUCAAGGUGUCUUUGUUCACAUCAAUCUCAAACAUCUCAAUGUCUAUCAAAACUGAGCUUUAUUACCUGCUCAGAGCUCAUUUGACUGCACAGGUAAACUUAAAUCUAUUGCCUUUGAGUGUACAAUUUCCAUAAUAAUGGCAAUCAGCGUAAGCACAUCCCUCCAUCAAUAAAAAAAACCAAAAAACAA